AUGGCAUCCCUUUUGGACGCAUCCGACCCUCCCUCUCAAGCUACCCCUUUCCCUCAGCCACCAUCCACGCCAAACUCCCCACGCAUCCCCAAAAAACGCUCGACACCUGACCAGGAGGAGCUCAGUACUGGCGAAGGAAGCAACAAGAAGGCUAAAAAGUCUCGGGCCGGUGUGCCAAACUACAACAAAGAAGAUAUCGACGCCCUUCUUGAUUUUACUUCAGAGGCAGAGUCUCUCGGCGCCAAUCACUGGGCUUGGGUUGCCCAAAAGUUUUCAAGAUGGGCAAAAGCUAACGAGCGCCCAGUUCGUGAUGGUGACUCUCUCAAGCAUAAAUUUGAUAAGCUUGCCAACACAAAGAAGAAAACCGGGGACCCGUCCUGUCCGCCUCACGUUCGCCGAGCCAAACACAUUGCACGUGAUAUUCUCAACAAAUGUGCGGCCACAAGCGUUAGCGGAGACAGCAGUGACGGCAAUCAAGAGGCCAAUGCAGGCGAGAGCGAUAAAGCGGGCACGGGUGGUGAUAGUGGCAAAGUAGUCGGGGAGAGGGCUCGAAAGAGAGACACAGGAGCCACCGGUGUGGCAAAGGCUCAACAGAUUGAGGAACGAUACCUGGAGCACGUUGCAGAAAUAUCUGCCUGUGUUCAGACUAUAUCGAAGGCAUUCGAGUCCAGCGAAUCGACUAACUUGACUCAGAGUAGCGUGGUCUCCAUUGUGCGUCACGAGGUUCAAGAGUCAAUGCGUCCAACAAACGCGCUUCUGUCGGAGAUGAUGUCUAUCAUUCGUAGCCAGUCAAACAAAUGA
Molecule: messenger RNA, 801 nt
Organism: Chondrus crispus (carragheen)
Lineage: Eukaryota; Rhodophyta; Florideophyceae; Gigartinales; Gigartinaceae
Exons: 1
Coding region: 1-801 (266 amino acids)
Source: RefSeq, a predicted model, not a curated record